Paramuricea clavata is the source of this 237-nucleotide messenger RNA. The record is from the annotation of a GenBank genome assembly. Lineage: Eukaryota; Metazoa; Cnidaria; Anthozoa; Malacalcyonacea; Plexauridae.
GGUAAUGGUAUAACACGUGAAGAAUAUGCAAACGGUUAUACACUGUUUGUGUUCGACCUCACUCCUGAUUUAUGCCUUGGUGAUCAUGUACAACCGAUUAAGAACGGAAAUGUGUCAAUUGAAUGUCGAUUUGGAACACCGUUGGAGACAGCUAUAAAUAUCGUGGUACUUGGUGAAUUUCAAAGUCUUAUCGAAAUUGAUGCAAACCGGAACGUGCUGUGUGAUUUCAACAACUGA